AUGGAGAAAGGAAUAAUGAGGAGGCUAGAGAGGAGCAUUAUGCUGGAGAUAAUGCCGCCAGUGCUGUGGAACACAGAACACAAGAUACCACAGAUGAAAGUCAUAGCAAGACAGAGCAAUCUGAAAACAAGGAAAAUAAUGAAAUCAGAAAACACUGAGAAGGCUGAUUCAGGCAAUGGGAACCAAGCAUUGAUGGAGAGUGAUGGACAUAAAAGGGAUGGGGAGCAAGCUGAUUCCACUUCAACAUCUUCCUCAGAAAACUAUGUCAGCAAUGCAACCAAUGGAGAGUCCAAGGACUCACCUACUAAUGCUGCUGACAAGCAAAACGUUGACAGCAAUUCUGACAAGGGAGCGCAAGAUAAUGUUGUGUCAUCCAGUACAGGUGACAACAAAGAUGCUAGCCAGGAGGUACAACAAACUUCCUCUGGUGCUUCAUCUGAACAGAAGAAAGAUGAUUCCUCAAAGUCAGAAAAUAGUAGUAAUUCUGGGCAAAAUGACAAUGUAAACUCUACUCAGAGCGAAACGGACAGUGAUGGAAGCGCUAAUAAUGGCGUAGAGGCCAACCAGGGACAAGUCAAAUCCACUGACACUCCAUCAGAACAAAAUAAGGAAGAAUCCUCUAACUCAGAAAACAGGAAUGAUGCCAGCCAGAAUAAUUCAAAUGGCAAUGACAAUAGAAAUGAAAACAAAGACGUGACGGUGCCAGGCGUUUCUUCUGAUUCCUCAAUUUCUGAAGAGAAAGAUGCAUCUUCCGGGAACAAUGCUGAUGCAGUGCAGAGUGAGAAACAGAACAAUGUUCAAAGCCAGACAAAUGAAACUGGAGGUGCUCAAAAAGAAUCAUCUGUUGCAGGAAACCAGAAAGAAGAAUCAACCGAUUCCAACUCGCAGGAUCAAGUCAGGUCUGAAUCUUGA
Messenger RNA from Neltuma alba, 912 nucleotides. Its product is annotated as protein rtoA-like. The coding region runs from base 1 to 912 and encodes 303 amino acids. Lineage: Eukaryota; Viridiplantae; Streptophyta; Magnoliopsida; Fabales; Fabaceae. The record is from RefSeq and is a predicted model, not a curated record. The transcript has 2 exons.